Anoplophora glabripennis (Asian longhorned beetle) is the source of this 2087-nucleotide messenger RNA. RefSeq names its product SUMO-activating enzyme subunit 2 (gene Uba2). Gene Ontology annotation, biological process: protein sumoylation. Gene Ontology annotation, cellular component: SUMO activating enzyme complex; cytoplasm. Lineage: Eukaryota; Metazoa; Arthropoda; Insecta; Coleoptera; Cerambycidae. The record is from RefSeq and is a predicted model, not a curated record. Bases 94 to 1932 code for a protein of 612 amino acids. The transcript is spliced from 8 exons. Gene Ontology annotation, molecular function: SUMO activating enzyme activity.
CAUUGUGCCGGCGUCGUUGUCAUUUUGUUUCAUUUUUGUUAGGCUUGUAAUUUAUUAAAAUUAAACAUUUUGCGUUAAUUUGGCAAAUUCAUUAUGGCCAAUUUGUCUUCGGUACCGUAUUCUGUAAGCGAAAAUAUUAAAGAAUUAAUUCCCAAGUCAAAAAUUCUAGUAGUAGGAGCCGGAGGAAUAGGUUGUGAAGUUUUAAAAAAUUUGGCAUUAUCUGGUUUUCAAGACAUAGAAAUUAUCGAUUUGGAUACCAUCGAUGUUAGCAAUCUCAACAGACAGUUUUUGUUUCGCAAGGAACAUGUGGGAAAACCUAAAGCAGUUGUAGCCCGCGAAAGUAUAUUAAGUUAUAACCCCAAUAUUAAUAUUAAGGCUUACCAUGACAGUAUCACAAGUCAAGACUAUGGUGUAAAUUUCUUCAAAAGAUUCAGUCUAGUGCUGAACGCUUUGGACAAUAGAGCUGCACGAAAUCACGUGAAUCGGAUGUGUCUAGCGGCAGACGUACCUCUGAUUGAAUCAGGAACAUCCGGAUACUCUGGGCAAGUCGAACUUAUAAAAAAAGGGGUCACUCAGUGUUACGAGUGCCAACCAAAACCUCCUCAAAAGACUUAUCCAGGUUGCACUAUCCGUAACACACCGUCAGAGCCAGUCCAUUGCAUCGUGUGGGCAAAGCAUUUAUUUAAUCAGUUAUUCGGAGAAGAUGAUCCGGAUCAGGAUGUGUCUCCAGACGCUGAAGAUCCCGAAGCGAAAAUCGAUGGCGAGCAUAGCGUGACAGAUGCAGGGAAUAUUAAAAGAACGUCUACUCGUCAAUGGGCCCAGGACAAUAACUAUGAUCCAGCAAAACUAUUUGAUAAAUUCUUCAAAGCGGACAUCGAAUACUUAUUGAGCAUGGAAAACCUGUGGAAAACUCGGAAACCGCCCGUCCCCCUUUCAUGGGACCAAGCCGCUUCGCAUGGAGGUGAUUCCAAGAAGGAAGAAGACGAGGUCCGAGCGGUGGAUAUGCAAGUUUGGUCGUUGAGCAAAUGCGCUAAAGUGUUUGCCAGUACCAUUUCCCAACUGAAAACCGAACUUGCCGAUAGAAACUUCUUGGUAUGGGACAAAGACGACAAACCGGCAAUGGAUUUCGUCACCGCCUGCGCCAAUAUCAGGGCUCACAUCUUCUCCAUUCAGCAGAAAUCGAGAUUCGCUAUAAAAUCUAUUGCCGGAAAUAUUAUUCCUGCUAUAGCCACCGCCAACGCGAUGAUUGCCGGACUAGUGGUGCUGCACGCUUUUUGGGUUCUCGAUCAGGAAUACGAGAAGUGCCCUUCGAUUUACCUUAGGAAGAAAUCGGUACACUCCAAGUUCAUCCUGGCCGCUGAUAAGCAGAUCUCCAGGGCCAAUCCGACGUGUUACGUUUGCAGCCCGAAGCCGUUCGUUAACGUCUUCGUUAACGUUAAUACGAUGACGGUAAAGGAGUUCGAGAACGAAUUACUUAAGAAACACUUGAAUAUGGUCGCUCCAGACGCUGUUUUGGACGGGAAAGGCGUCGUCGUGAUUUCGUCCGAGGAAGGAGAAACUCAGGCGAACGACGAAAAAAAACUUACCGAACUUGGCAUCGUCGACGGAAGCAUUUUGAAGUGCGACGAUUUUCUACAAAAUUACGAAUUGACCGUAGCCAUAAAUCACUACGAGGCAAAAGAAAAGGACGAUCCGCCUUAUAAAGUGGUUGCCAACCCAGAGGAACUGAAAGCCAAGGAAACUGCUAAUGGUCGAGAAAACGGUGCUGAUAACAAAAAUGAUAGUAACGAGGAGAGCGACGAGGACGAUCUAAUGGUGAUCGAGUACGAUGAAGAGGACCCUCAGGAGGGAUCGUCGAGCAAGAAAAGGAAAAUUAAUCCGCCUGAAGAUAAAGCCGACGAGGACGAUGAUUUGUGUGUUAUAGAGGACUAAUUAUUUCCAUAAAAAUAUUUUGUAUUUAUUUUGUAUGAACGUACACAUUACAUUGUUUUUUAGAAAUAAUUUUUUUAUUUUUGGCUGUACGGGUUUCUGAUCAAACUUGUAAAUGUUAUAAAGAUACUGGAAGAACAUUAAAGAUUAAAAACUCA